Messenger RNA from Orbicella faveolata, 2065 nucleotides. RefSeq names its product UDP-glucuronosyltransferase 2A3-like. Gene Ontology annotation, molecular function: UDP-glycosyltransferase activity. The record is from RefSeq and is a predicted model, not a curated record. NCBI's taxonomy places the organism in Eukaryota, Metazoa, Cnidaria, Anthozoa, Scleractinia, Merulinidae.
CUCCUCCCUCUCUUCGACGUCCUCAUGGAGUCUGCCAUGCCAAUAGUCCAAGCAUUGCAGCUGCUACUGUUGCGUUACUGUAGGUGACACGCGUACAGGCCAACAUAAUUGAUUUCUUUGCAAAAGUAGGUAAAACUUAAUAAAAAAAAAGCUUUGUCUUAACUGUUCAAUCUAAACAUUAGUUUUUUGUCUUAUCAACGUUUUUGAUUUUGAACUACAAUGUAGAAGACAGAGAACCAGAAUCGUCCGUAUAGUGCAAGGCAUCAAAAGGCCGCCAUGUUUUAAAACAAUCGGCCUUUACCUACUAGUGAAGGCAUUCCACUUCCAUCUACUCACUCCGCGUUUCCUUUAAACGUAUCGUGCUUUGUUGUGUGCAUGCCGUUCGAUUUGCGAUCAUUUUGUAUUUGGUAAAAUUGCUGCUUACUAACGUCCAGAAACGGGCCUGCUUUACCCCCUUCCACCCUUACCCCGCUAAACUUACAGUGAAUAUCACGACUUUGGGUGCAUUCCUUGGGAUGAUCCAGAUCAGGAUCAAGGAACCGAUGAAUCCACGCUGGCGAAGGAUUCAUCGAUUUGUUUGAUGCACUAUGUUCUAAUCCGGGUGAUCCUAAAGAAUCGCAUCCUUUCCCCCGUUUAAGUUUAGCUGUCACGGGGUUAUCAUGUGCGACUUUUUGUGGAGUGGUUGAGUCGCUUGGCAAAUGGCCUACUUAACAGUUGUGAUUUACAUAAGACCCCGACGUAGCCAUACACGUGGCAAAGAUGAUAUAAUAUUCGGUGCCUACUCUCAAGAGCUGCAUGCCAUUUACAUGCCCAACUGAGCAGCUCUGUGAAGGUGUCGGACAAUUAUUAAUCAUGUGUAUAUGGAUCACUGUUAUUCUGCUUUGUACUGCGUCUUAUCCGUCUAAUGCAGCCAAAAUACUCGGCGUGUUGAUGACAGAAUCGAAGAGUCGUUACUCAAACCUCAGAAAUGUGGCAGAUGAAUUAGCAUCACGAGGACAUGAGAUCACUUUAGUUGUUCCAUCCAUCUUACCAUUUCCAGCGUCGCACACAGUGAGGCAUUCCGUCUACACCUACCCUUUCGAAGAGGAUCAUCUGGAAAAAACUAUAGUACCAAAAUCUCAUAAUCGACCUCUUUGGGAAAUUUUCCAGGAUAAUAAAAUGUGGAUAGAUAACUUUAUCAUGCCAUGCAGAGCUUUGAUUAUUCACGUUAAGCUACACAGGAAAGAACUGAGAAAUUUCAAUCUAAUGUUUUGUGAUUCCCCUCCAGAAUGUGGAGCUAUCGUCUCCGAGAUACUGGGACUCCCAAGAAUCGAUUUAAAAUUGGCAGGCGCGAUGAGAUUUUUCAAAGAUAUAAGCGUGGUUUCAUACAUUCCUGAUAUUCUGUCGUGGAACACUGAUAAAAUGAGCUUUGUAGAGCGGGUUGCAAACUUGUUGUAUCACGUGCUAAUGUCUGUUACAAUAAUGUACAAUUAUGCUCUCUGUGACGGACUUCGGAGAGAAUUCGAUGUACAAGAGGAGAGAUCUUUCCAGGACUCUAUUAACAAGGUGGAGAUGGUUAUAAUCAUGGGUCACUUUGCAUUGGAAUAUCCUCAACCAAUUUUACCAGCCACCAAACUAGUGGGACCGUUAACAGUGAAACCCCCAAGUCCACUUCCACAAGACCUGCAGCAGUUUAUCAGUGGAGCAGGAGACAAAGGGAUAAUACUGUUUUCAUUAGGAACACUCGGGGAUGCAGUAAUGACGAAAGACCAGGUGGACAUGUUGGCCGAAAUAUUCGGAAGACUGGAGCAGGGAAUAAUAUGGAGAUUAAACGGUAAGUUAAGGUAUAAGGUGUUAACUCAUCUAGGGAGAGAAAUAAGGAGCAUUAUAACUGUUAGUGUGCGGUCUCAUAACGCAAAAUCAUGUAUGUUAAACUUGGCGUGCGCUUUUGCCGAGAUUGUCCUCGGUCACUAUCAAUGGGUCUGCCAUAAAGCGCGUUACUGAGUUAAAAUAUAUUGGUGUUAUCUUUGAUGAACACCUCAGCUGGAGCGAACAUGUUAAAGCUAUUGUUGGUUUCUAAGGCUGG